AUGGAAAUGGGACAGUAUUUCCAUGGACUUCAUCACUGGUAUGCCAAGAACCUUAGCUGGCUACAACGUGAUAUGGGUAAUUGUGGACAGAUUGACUACGUCAACACACUUCCUGCCUAUCAAGAGUACCUACUCUUUGGAAUGAUUGACAAAGCUGUUUCACCUGUCACAGGUGUGGGCAGAUCCAUCAAAGCCAAGAAGUUUACACCCCGAUUCAUAGGCCCUUAUGAGAUUUUAGAGAGAAUUGGACAUGUUGCAUGCCAAAUUGUGUUGCCGUCACAUCUCUCCAGUUUACACGAUGUGUUCCACAUGUCACAGUUGAAGAAAUAUUAUUCGGAUUUGUCUCAUGUUAUUGAGCCCAAAGAGGUCGAGUUGUGA
Molecule: messenger RNA, 378 nt
Organism: Neltuma alba
Lineage: Eukaryota; Viridiplantae; Streptophyta; Magnoliopsida; Fabales; Fabaceae
Exons: 2
Coding region: 1-378 (125 amino acids)
Source: RefSeq, a predicted model, not a curated record